Ipomoea triloba (trilobed morning glory) is the source of this 3366-nucleotide messenger RNA. RefSeq names its product homeobox-leucine zipper protein ANTHOCYANINLESS 2-like. Gene Ontology annotation, molecular function: DNA-binding transcription factor activity, RNA polymerase II-specific; lipid binding; DNA binding. The transcript has 9 exons. The record is from RefSeq and is a predicted model, not a curated record. The coding region runs from base 488 to 2929 and encodes 813 amino acids. Gene Ontology annotation, biological process: regulation of DNA-templated transcription. Lineage: Eukaryota; Viridiplantae; Streptophyta; Magnoliopsida; Solanales; Convolvulaceae.
AAUAGUGUGAAGAGAGUCAACCAAACCUUUUCUCUGAGCUAUUUUGGUGGCAUGUAUAUGUAAGGCUUCGAUGAGUCCACACAUUGCGUAUUAUCUUCACACCCAUUUUCCCCUCUCUCUCUGUCUCUCUCUCUCUCCUUGUCUUUGUGGUUUUCUCCAAACAAAAUCCGCUUUUUAAAGUCAAGCAUGCAGUGAUAGAUGCAUAACGAAACUAGGGUAUUGUUCACCAGUUCUUCGCAUCUGCUUGCAGAGGGUGGGAUUUAGAGAGAGAAAAAGAAAAAUUUGAGAGGAAGCUGAGACAUUUGGAUUAGUCCUCGUGUCUCCUCUACCUCUCUAUAUUUUUCUGGGCAUCAUUUCUGUUUUAGAUUGGGUUGUUUUUGAUGGGUUUUGUUUGGACUAAAUGUUUGUUGAGGAAAGAUUGAGUCUUUGAGGGGGAAUUGUUCGUUUACACACUAGAAAGUGGAAGGGAAAAAAAGGGUUAUUUUUGAUGAAUUUUGGAGGGUUUCUGGAUAAUAGCUUUGCUGGUGGUUUUGGUGGCGGCGGCGGCGGCGCAAUGCCUAGUGGUCCGGUGGCUCAUCCUUGCCUUGUUCCUCAGUCUCUUGCUAAGUCCAUGUUCAACUCUCCAGGACUCUCUCUAGCCCUCCAAACCGGUAUGGAGGGCCAAGGAGAAGUGGCAAGGAUAGGUGAGAGCUUUGAAGCUAAUAACAAUGGCGGCCAUAACGGCAGUGGGAGAAGAAGCCGUGAAGAAGAGCCUGAGAGCAGAUCUGGAAGUGACAACUUGGAGGGCGUUUCUGGGGAUGAUCAAGAUGCUGCCGACGAUAAGCCUCCCAGGAAGAAAAGAUACCACCGACACACCCCUCAGCAAAUCCAAGAACUCGAGGCUUUGUUUAAGGAGUGUCCCCAUCCAGAUGAGAAACAAAGGUUGGAGCUAAGCAAAAGGCUUUGCUUGGAUAUUAGGCAGGUUAAGUUUUGGUUCCAGAAUAGAAGAACACAGAUGAAGACACAACUGGAACGCCAUGAGAAUUCGAUAUUGAGGCAAGAGAAUGACAAGCUUAGAGCGGAGAACAUGGCGAUUAGGGAGGCUUUAAGGAACCCGAUUUGCAACAACUGUGGUGCUCCGGCGAUGAUUGGGGAGAUUUCGUUGGAAGAGCAGCAUCUCCGGAUUGAGAAUGUGAGGCUCAAGGAUGAGCUAGACCGGGUUUGCGCCCUAGCUGGGAAGUUCCUAGGCCGGCCCGUUUCGUCUUUAACCACUUCCAUGGCUCCUCCGUUGCCCAAUUCGAGCUUGGAGCUUGGAGUUGGGAGCAACGGUUUUGGGGAGCUGAGUGUGGUUCCCACGACCACGCUGCCCUUAGCUCCGCCUGAUUUUGGCGUUGGGAUUUCAAGCGCACUGCCUGUGGUGCAACCGACUAGGCAUGUCAAUGGGGGGAUCGAGAAAUCGUUGGAAAGAUCUAUGUACUUGGAGCUCGCUUUGGCUGCCAUGGAUGAAUUGGUUAAGAUGGCUCAGGCUGAUGAGCCUCUCUGGGUGAGAAGCAUGGAAGAGGGUAGGGAAAUUCUCAAUCAAGAACAGUAUGUCAAGACUUUUACUCCUUGCAUUGGUUUGAGACCCAAUGGUUUUGUCUCUGAGGCUUCUAGGGAGACAGGCAUGGUGAUUAUCAACAGUAUGGCUCUUGUGGAGACACUAAUGGAUUCUAACAAGUGGGCUGAAAUGUUUCCUUGUCUUAUCGCUAGAACAUCGACAACAGAUGUGAUUGCAAGUGGCAUGGGAGGAACCAGGAAUGGUGCACUUCAGCUGAUGCACGCAGAACUCCAAGUUUUAUCCCCGUUAGUUCCAGUUCGCGAGGUGAAUUUCCUCCGCUUCUGUAAGCAGCACGCAGAAGGAGUUUGGGCUGUCGUCGAUGUGUCGAUCGACACCAUCCGCGAAACAUCUGGUGCGCCCGUGUUUCCCAACAGCCGUAGGCUCCCUUCUGGCUGCGUAGUACAAGAUAUGCCCAAUGGGUACUCCAAAGUUACGUGGGUAGAACACGCAGAAUAUGAGGAGAGUGUAGUUCACCAGCUCUACCGACAGAUGAUAAGUGCGGGCAUGGGGUUCGGCGCACAGCGGUGGGUUGCAACUCUCCAAAGACAAUGCGAGUGCCUCGCCAUUCUCAUGUCAUCCACCUUACCAACGAGAGACCACACGGCUAUAACUCCUAGUGGGAGGAGGAGCAUGUUGAAGCUGGCACAGCGAAUGACUAACAACUUCUGUGCGGGCGUGUGUGCUUCGACAGUCCACAAAUGGAACAAGCUGUGCACCGGGAAUGUGGAUGAAGACGUUCGUGUUAUGACUAGGAAGAGCGUGGAUGAUCCCGGUGAGCCGCCCGGCAUUGUGCUGAGCGCUGCCACCUCCGUCUGGCUGCCAAUAUCCCCAGGAAGGCUGUUCGAUUUCCUCCGGGAUGAACGGUUGAGGAGCGAGUGGGACAUUCUCUCCAAUGGCGGACCAAUGCAGGAAAUGGCACAUAUUGCCAAAGGCCAAGACCAUGGCAACUGCGUCUCCCUCCUCCGUGCCAGUGCAAUAAACGCGAACCAGAGCAGCAUGCUGAUCCUCCAGGAGACAUGCAUAGACGCGGCGGGGUCGCUGGUGGUGUACGCCCCCGUGGAUAUUCCGGCAAUGCACGUGGUGAUGAACGGUGGAGAUUCCGCGUACGUUGCGCUUCUCCCUUCUGGCUUCGCCAUCGUACCCGACGGUCCAGCCUGUCGCGGGCCCACCGCGGAGAACGCCGCGGUCCCGGAGCACCGACCCGCCGGCGGCUCGCUCUUGACGGUGGCGUUUCAGAUCUUGGUCAACAGCCUCCCCACGGCCAAGUUAACGGUGGAAUCGGUGGAGACGGUCAACAACCUUAUAUCCUGCACCGUUCAAAAAAUCAAGGCCGCCCUUCACUGCGAGAGUUGACCGGACCACGUGAUCUUCACGUGGAACCAAUGUUUUUUUUUUUGGUCAUGAGUUUUAAUUAUCUGACUAGGUUUAUGUCGUGUUUGGUGGAUUAUCGUACUAUGUAUAAUCUGUUGUAGAGAAAAGCGAGUCAAGAACGAACCGCGAAAACAACCCUUUGCGCCGUCGCAUGGGGUGCCGCCGGCCACCCUGCAAGGCGGUGGCUCGGCGGGGGAUAAACGCAAUCCGAGGGGUACGUGGUGGUUCGGGUAUUGACUCGGACAUAUUGGGGUGGCUGAAUUUGAUCGAGUUCAUAAUUAAUUAUUAGGUGUGAAUGAAUGGUUUUUCUUUUCUUUCUUUCAUUUUCCUUAUUAUUAACUUGCUUGUGAAUUGUGAUGUAUUUGAAGUUAUGUAAUGAUUUUUGUUAUCAUAUAUGGAGUAGACAUUUAAUAAUUUCA